Messenger RNA from Girardinichthys multiradiatus, 2586 nucleotides. RefSeq names its product extracellular calcium-sensing receptor-like. The record is from RefSeq and is a predicted model, not a curated record. Bases 1 to 2586 code for a protein of 861 amino acids. Gene Ontology annotation, molecular function: G protein-coupled receptor activity. NCBI's taxonomy places the organism in Eukaryota, Metazoa, Chordata, Actinopteri, Cyprinodontiformes, Goodeidae. Gene Ontology annotation, biological process: G protein-coupled receptor signaling pathway. The transcript has 8 exons. Gene Ontology annotation, cellular component: membrane.
AUGUCACUGGUUCUCUUGGGUGGGUUUGUAAAUGUUCUGAAACAGAGGACCGAGCCUGCAGAAGCUUUCACUGUUGCUGGAGUCAGUACUGAGGCUUCAUCUUUCAAGUGUACUCUGCUGGGUACACCUCGCAUGCCUGCAUUUUCAAAGGAUGGGGUCUUUAUCAUUGGAGGUGUUUCCUCCAUUCGUUACCAACUUUACACAGUGGUUUAUAAUUAUACCACCAAGCCUGAGCCUCCAAAAUGCACAGGGAGCUUUAACGCCCGGGGUCUGCGCUUCUUUCGCACAAUGAUCUUUGCCAUUGAGCAGAUAAAUAACAGCACAGAGCUGCUGCCUGGCAUUAAACUCGGAUAUCAGAUCUAUGAUUCCUGUGUCUCGGUCCCUGUGUCAGUGGAUGUUGCAUUUCAGCUAUCAAAUGGCCAGGAUCCUGUGUUUUACAAAGCCAGUAACUGUUCCCAAUCUGGAGUGGUGGUGGCUGCUGUGGGAGACUCUGGAUCCACUCCAUCCAUCAGCAUGUCACGCAUAAUGGGAUCCUUCAACAUCCCUCUGGUGAGCCACUUUGCAACUUGUUCCUGCCUGUCAGAUAAACAGCAGUUCCCAACUUUUUUUAGAACAAUUCCCAGUGACCAGUUCCAAGCCGACGCGCUGGCUAAGUUGGUUAAACACUUUGGAUGGACUUGGAUAGGUGCCAUCCACUCGGACUCAGAAUAUGGAAAUAAUGGAAUGGCGUCCUUUCUUGAGGCAGCACUAAAAGAGGGGAUCUGUGUGGAGUACACUGAAUCCUUCUUUAGAAGCAACCCACGAAGCAAGAUUCAAAGAGUUGCAGAUGUUAUCCGUAGAUCAACAGCGGUGGUUGUUGUAGCGUUUACAGCUAUUGGAGAAAUGAAAGUCUUGUUAGAAGAGCUAUCCCGGGAUCCACCGCCACCUCGUCAGUGGAUAGGAAGCGAGGCCUGGGUUACUGAUCCAAACUUGAUGAGCUUCAGUUUUUGUGCAGGGGCCAUAGGAGUAGCCAUUCAGCAAUCUAUCAUCCCAGGUCUGAGAGAUUUCCUUCUGGAUCUCUCUCUCUCUGAAGUGGCUGCUUCCCCAUUGCUUACUGCGUUCUGGGAGGACGCAUUCAACUGCAGCUUGAUAGAAACUGCUAACACAGACAAGAGAGAGUGUGAUGGAACAGAAGAUAUUACAACCCUUAAAAGCCCGUACACUGAAACAUCUCAGUUAAGAGUUACUAACAUGAUGUACAAGGCUGUUUAUGCAAUAGCACAUGCCAUUCAUAAUGCAGUAUGUCAGGAAACAAAUACAACCAUACACUGUGACAAACAUUUCAAACUGGAGCCCAAACAGGUUUUUAUUGAAUUAAAAAAAGUAAACUUCUCUAAGAAUGGCUACCAUGUCUCAUUCGAUGCUAAAGGGGAUCCGAUGGCUUUUUAUGAGCUGGUCAACUGGCAGAAGAGUGAAAGUGGAGUUAUUGAACUGGUUACAGUGGGGUACUAUGAUGCAUCGUUGCCCAUGGGCCAAGAGUUUCAUAUCAACAGGAACUUAACCUGGGUGGAAGGUGGUACACAAGUACCGGUGUCAGUUUGCUCUGUGAGUUGUCCUCCAGGAACUCAUAAAGUGUUGCAAAAAAGAAAACCCAUCUGCUGCUAUGAUUGUAUACCAUGUCCUGAAGGGGAGAUUAGUAAUAUGACAGAUACUCCUGAUUGCUUCCCGUGUUCCAAAGAGUUCUGGCCGAAUCCAAAGCGAGAUGCUUGUUUCCGCAAACCAGUUGAGUUUCUUUCCUUUAAUGAGGUCCUGUCAAUCAUCUUGGCUGCUUUCUCUGUUAGUGGAGCCUGUUUGGCCAUCAUUACAGCAGUGGUUUUCUAUCAUCACAAAACAACUCCAAUGGUCAGAGCCAACAACUCUGAGCUGAGCUUCCUGCUUCUCUUCUCUCUGACUCUGUGUUUCUUAUGUUCGCUAACAUUCAUCGGAGCUCCAUCUGAAUGGUCCUGCAUGCUGCGACACACAGCGUUUGGCAUCACCUUUGUCCUCUGUAUCUCCUGUGUUCUUGGGAAAACAAUAGUGGUUUUAAUGGCUUUUAAAGCUACACUUCCUGGUAACAAUGUCAUGAAAUGGUUUGGUCCUCCACAGCAAAGAAUGACUGUAGUACUUUUUACUUUUAUUCAAGUUCUAAUAUGUACUGCAUGGUUGGUUGUGAGCCCUCCCUUUCCAAUGAAAAAUCUAACCAGCUACAAGGAGAAGAUUAUACUGGAAUGUGCAUUAGGCUCUGCUGUUGGCUUCUGGGCUGUGCUCGGCUACAUCGGCCUGAUGGCUGUUUUUUGCUUUGUGUUAGCUGUUCUAGCUCGGAAAUUACCUGAUAAUUUUAAUGAAGCCAAGAUGAUAACCUUCAGCAUGUUGAUAUUUUGUGCAGUCUGGAUCACCUUCAUCCCAGCAUACAUCAGCUCUCCUGGAAAAUUUACUGUGGCAGUGGAGAUAUUUGCCAUUCUGGCCUCCAGCUUUGGACUGAUGCUGUGUAUAUUUGCUCCAAAGUGCUUCAUCAUUUUGUUUCAGCCAGAGAAGAACACCAAGAAAUAUUUGAUGAACAAAAACUGA